CUCCCUGAUGGCACCACUAUUCUCAGUGUGAUGCUUGCUUCAGACAAAAUGCAUCUGACAAAUUUCAUUGGUGAUCAACGCAUGCAUCCACUCUAUAUAUCUCUAGGGAAUAUCCAUAAGGAUGUCCGCCGAAAGAUUAAUCGCCACGCCUGGAUGUUGCUUGCAAAGCUACCAGUAUGCAAAUUUGCCCAGACAACGUUCGACAUGUCAGGUGGAACUCUCGAAGAAGCUGCAUGCAUGCCUGGAAUAGUACAACAAAAGAUGUUUCAUCGCUGCAUGGAAAUUACACUGGCUCUCCUUCUCACCGUUCAGCAAGUACCCAGAUUGAUGACUGGUCCUGAUGGCCUGGUGCACGCGUGCGUGGCAAUUCUGAUGUCACACUUGGCUGAUCUCGAAGAGCAACAAAUGAUCGCUAUAACACAGGUGGGGCACUGUUUGGUGUGCUUAGUC
Molecule: messenger RNA, 450 nt
Organism: Cantharellus anzutake
Lineage: Eukaryota; Fungi; Basidiomycota; Agaricomycetes; Cantharellales; Hydnaceae
Exons: 1
Source: RefSeq, a predicted model, not a curated record